GUGUCAGUGGGAGGAAGACUGCCCCAUCAUAGGUGUCAGUGGGAGGAAGAGUGCCCCAUCAUCGGUGUCAGUGGGAGGAAGAGUGCCCCAUCAUCGGUGUCACUGGGAGGAAGUGUGUCCCAUCAUUGGUGUCAUUGGGAGGAAGAGUGCCCCAUCAUCGGUGUCAUUGGGAGGAAGAGUGCCCCAUCAUCGGUGUCAUUGGGAGGAAGAGUGCCCCAUCAUCGGUGUCAUUGGGAGGAAGAGUGCCCCAUCAUCGGUGUCAGUGGGAGGAAGAGUGCCCCAUCAUUGGUGUCAGUGGGAGGAAUAGUGCCCCAUCAUUGGUGUCAGUGGGAGGAAGAGUGCCCCAUCAUUGGUGUCAGUGGGAGGAAGAGUGCCCCAUCAUUGGUGUCAGUGGGAGGAAGA
This is a messenger RNA of Staurois parvus, 402 nucleotides long. The record is from the annotation of a GenBank genome assembly. NCBI's taxonomy places the organism in Eukaryota, Metazoa, Chordata, Amphibia, Anura, Ranidae.